Molecule: messenger RNA, 1527 nt
Organism: Schistosoma turkestanicum
Lineage: Eukaryota; Metazoa; Platyhelminthes; Trematoda; Strigeidida; Schistosomatidae
Source: the annotation of a GenBank genome assembly
GCGGCUAUUUAAAGAUGGUAGUUUGUGAAACAUUUGAGUGUUGGCACCGCCGAUUUCUUGCUUCGGUUGUCUAGUUCGCUUGAUCUCAAGUAUAAGCUAUUGCUAGUUGUUACUGGUUGCGUUCAUUACUGAUGUCCUUGAGUUCUCUUGAUGAUAGUCGUUGGUUGUCUGCAGAACUCCCAGAUGCAGAUAAAGCACAAUUUCAUGCACCUUCAUUUAUAUUAGAUCCUUUGGCUAAUGAACACUAUCAGUUGUUAUUGGGGAAACUAUCCGAAAUCAAACUAGUUGGUAAUAACGGUCCUUUUCGUCUCGGUCCUAGAUGGUUAUUAUUUGUGGAUGUUGUGGGAAUAGUGCGCACUAUUUAUGAACGCGAGAGAUUUUUUAUUGUUGAUUUGGACGAUGGGACUGGUUGUAUAACCUGUACAAUAUGGCGUCGUGACCAUUCAAGCAAUAUUCAAGUAUCAUCAACCAGAACAAAUGCAAUUGAUUUUGAACAGAAUAACUUGUGUGAUCAACUUAUCAAGUUAUCAUAUAAGUCACAACCUAUUUCAUCUUCAGCUAAACAGUCGUCUAAUUUAUAUGUUGGCCAAAUAUUACAACUUAGAGGUCGUUUGAAAUGUUUUCGUGGGAAGUUAAAGCUUAAUGCCUAUUUCUGUCGUUCAAUCAAGGAGGAAAGUGAAUUGUUACAUCAUAUAAUUCAUAGAUACCAUUUACAAGAAGAAAUUUACUCACAUCCUUAUGAUCCUGCAGUUGUUGCAGAAAAUAUAAAAAAAUCUCAUGUGGUUAACUUAGCAAAUUCACUUGUAACAGAAUGCUGUAGAAUCCUUGUACAGGAUAAUAUCCAAUUAUUUACCAAAUUAGAUUUAUGUUUACAUCCAAAAAUAGUUGAAUCUAUAACAAACAACUGGACAUCUUUAACUGUGGCAUAUGAUGAAACUGAAACAGACUAUCUUCGACAAAGUUUUAUUGAAGUAGAUGAAGAAGGAGAGCAGAAAAGCACAUCUGAAAGCAAAAUACUUAAUCCUAAGAAGUUACAACUUAUAGUCGCGAAUUUAAUUGAACGAUUAGUUAUUGAAGGUUGGAUUUUUCCAGCUACUCAAUCUAUUGGCGGAAUGCAAACUUAUCAUGUUGUUCAAGAGAAUCAGAAAUUACUCGAUGUUGUUUAUGGAAUAAUUUCUUCUGAAGCCAAUAAUAAAGAGAUAUCGUUUCAUAGUAUACUGCAUAGUAUUCGACAGAGGUCGUAUCCUGAUAAUUUACAAUUAACACGAAUAACCUCAAAUGCACUAAAACAUUUAUUGAAUCAAUUGGAAUCUGACAGUCGUAUAUAUCAAAGUAAUUUAGGUUGUUAUAGUGUUGCUUAAAUGUAAAAAAAAUACAUUGUUUGAACUGUACAGUAUUUUUUUUUAAAUAGUAUUUUUGCUAUCAUGAUUGUACUAAUUAUUCACUUGUUUAUUGGCGUUUGUGAUAAUGUACAGAUUACAUAUGGCAUUAUUUUCUGUUUAACUGUUUUUCAUCAUUAUUAUUGGU